Molecule: messenger RNA, 2886 nt
Organism: Trichophyton rubrum CBS 118892
Lineage: Eukaryota; Fungi; Ascomycota; Eurotiomycetes; Onygenales; Arthrodermataceae
Exons: 5
Coding region: 754-2763 (669 amino acids)
Biological process (GO): ubiquitin-dependent endocytosis
Cellular component (GO): cytoplasm; plasma membrane; cytosol
Molecular function (GO): ubiquitin protein ligase binding; protein-macromolecule adaptor activity
Source: RefSeq, a predicted model, not a curated record
UGAAAAUGAACGCGCGGAUGGCUGAGCCUCUCUCUUUCAUGCGCGGGAAGAAGUCAGGGUUGUGAUAAAGGUGAUAUUAUUGCUUCUUCAUCUCUGGCGCUUCCCCCAUAUGCAGCGUAUCGCACAAGUAUACAUGUCUGAAUCGACCCCAUCCUUGCCUGCCUGCCGGGUCUAGAAACUGACUGGUUACUUCGCCCUGCCAGAGAUCACGGCUGAUAUCGCUUGGCCUCUCCCGAUUGAUUGACGUUCAGCGCGCGCAUCAGCUGAAGAUUAUGCACCUCCGUCCCUCUCAUGUUUCGUUCUCUGUACUCCGUAGAUGUUGAGUUCAGUGGCUACCAGGGACCAUGGCGGGGAUAGCUCACUAAUUAUCGAUUUACGUCAUUCUCUUGAGGUAUAAAUAGUUAGUUCAGAUAACGGAUAACUGAUUAACCAUCGAUCUCCAUUAUUCUACUAACUAACUACUGCACUGCGGCUGGAAAAAGAAGAGGAAUUGCUUCCCUGCCCGCAAAGCCAAUCCCUCAUCUACCGUAUACUGAUCUUCCUCUACGGAGUACACGAUAUAGCUAUAGACGCUAGUCCGCUGCGAAGCUUAAGGCAGAGCUGAUAAAUAGAUCUACCAACGAGAAACGUCGCUAAGACUAGAGCGAAGGAUGUGUUAAACCAAGCGAUUUCGACACUCUUCCACCUUUCGCAUCUCCCUCGACACGCAAGCCGUCCAUCGUCUUUCCCUCGCCCUUGCCGCCCGUUGCCAUCAUGUCGGUCCAGGUCUUCCUUAACCGGCCGCAUCCGUUCUUUACAAACCUCGACUACAUCUCUGGCAAGGCUGUUUUGUCCCUCUCGACGGAAACAGCCAUAUCUUCCAUCAAUGUCAAGCUAGAAGGCGAGAGUCGGACUCGUUUGGCCGCAGCGAAGUAUCCGCAUAACGAACGAUCGGACAAGAAGCGAACCGAAAUUGAAUUGCACAAGGUGCUGUAUAAGGUCGUUACUGUCUUUCCUGGGCCCGAUACCCAGGAUAGUGUGUCGCCUAAUACAUUCUAUACCCUCUUACCGGGGGUGUAUGAAUAUCCUUUUCAGUUUAGGUUCCCAUUUAACAACGACUGCAUCGAUAACCCGCUACCUACCAAUUUGAACAUGGCUGGCAUAAGGGUAGAGGUAGCUCGGGAUACUAACCAGCACAUCCGAAGGACUCUUCCUCCUUCAUUGACCGGGUUUCCCGGUGAAGCUGAGAUCAAAUAUUACGUCAAGGCAACCGUCGUCAGGCCGCAGUUUUACAAGGAGAACUACAGAGGAUUUGCGGAUUUCAAGUUCCUUCCUAUCGAACCGCCACGGAAGAAGGAGAUUGAUAAAGAAUCAUAUGCCAGACGAGAACAUCAGUUUAAGUCUAAAAUAACACCGCAGUCGCCGCAGUCCCCACAAUCUCCGCAGGAGAAAAAAGGACUCUUCAAAGGGAGUACUGAAAACGAACUGUUGCCUCGUUUCUCUGUCGAUGCACGCCUACCUAGCCCGCCGAUAAUAACAUGCAACGAACCACUACCACUGCGCAUCUUGAUAAAGAAGCUCAAUAACAGCAGCGAGAUUGUUACCCUCCAGCUUCUUCAAAUAGAACUGAUAUCCUACACCCAUGUCCGUGCCCAGGAUCUGACUCGCUCCGAAAGUGGAAGCUGGGUUAUUACUACUCGAAGUAAUAUUGGCUUGCCGCUAGGAAAUAGCAAUGACCGGGCAGGUAAAGAGUGGAAGCUAGAUACAGAAAUGUGGAAUCGCAUCCCUCUUCCUAGCUCCGUUCUUCCGUCUUUUGAGACAUGCAAUUUGUCAAGAACGUAUGAGCUGGAGAUACGAAUUGGACUGGCCCAUGGGCCAGUUGGGUUGAAGAAAGGUUUGAUUGUCCUUCCCCUACGGAUGGCUGUUCAGGUCUAUUCCGGUAUUGCACCGCCCCAAGCACUCCUAGACGCUAUGAAUGGACAUCCAUCAAAGGGGCCAAUUCCAGCUCCUGUACAAAACCCGGUCUUCGGAUUUGGUCCUGGGCCUAGCCACAUACCGCCUAGCCAGCCUAUGGCAGGCCCUGGCCCUGGCCCCAGCCCGAUCCCGAUGAACCCGAAUAUACCACCUCCUCAGCCCCCACGUCCAAACCCGGCAAACAACCCCGUUUCAAUGGAAAACUACGAAGAAGCACCCCCACCCAGCUACGAAGAUGCGAUGGCGGAUGCUCUUGCGCCAGUAGAUGGCCCGAGGCACGAGUAUAACCCACUUGCCGCAUCACAACGCUCUUCAUCAUGGACCUCAACUGAUGCUCAAUCUUCAGCGCCCCCAGGUAACCCUAGGAGUAACAGCUUCGGCCCCUCCGGUUCCGGUGGCUACGAUAUAGAUUCAAAAAGUGACGAACGAUUAUUUCCCAGCGAAGCUGGAUCACGCUCACCGACGUUCGAGUUCACUAGUAUCCCGCCUGUGACAGUCGAGAGAGAUGUUAACCAUCCAUCUACUCCUACCUCCACGACCGAAACUAAUGGCCCAGAAAAUAGCAGCCGAAUGCAGAAGCAGAUGCGUGAGUUUCAACACUAUCAGACCACAGGCCAACUGGACGGCAUAUCAGAGUCACCAAUCACAUCAACAACAGAUUUGCCUUCAAUGACAUCCUCAUCAACAGUAUCACUUCCAAUAGACAGACCGCCUCAACAGUCGAGACGGGUAACGCCAAUCAUGCCAAAUCUAGGUAUACCUCCUAGAAAACCUGUUCCUACACCGAAGAAGACGAAUUCAUUGCCUUGAACUACAUACUUAAGAUGAUUUUCUUUCAUUUGCCUCAACCAAGCGCUGGGCGGGUGGUUAGUUAAUGGAGUUAUGGCCGUGGUAUCUUGAUUCGACUUCAAAAUUAUCACUGUUUUCAUGAGC